This is a messenger RNA of Echinops telfairi (small Madagascar hedgehog), 4413 nucleotides long. RefSeq names its product DExH-box helicase 29 (gene DHX29). Gene Ontology annotation, biological process: translational initiation. The coding region runs from base 92 to 4183 and encodes 1363 amino acids. The record is from RefSeq and is a predicted model, not a curated record. Gene Ontology annotation, molecular function: ATP binding; RNA binding; RNA helicase activity. Gene Ontology annotation, cellular component: intracellular anatomical structure. Lineage: Eukaryota; Metazoa; Chordata; Mammalia; Afrosoricida; Tenrecidae. The transcript has 27 exons.
CGCGGACACUGCGGAAUGUGGGGAGUUGUUGGCCGCUGUGCAGAGGUGGUGUUGGGACGUGGAUCGAGGGGGGUUUUGUCUUAGUUGCAACAUGGGAGGCAAGAACAAGAGACAUAAGGCGCCGGCGGCCGCCGCGGCCCGGGCCGCGGUGUCUGCUUCGAGAGCGAAAUCGGCCGAGGCUGGAGCUACCGCGGAGGCUCAGAACAAGAAGCCUGCGGCCAGGCCGCCCCCCGCCGCGGCUGGGGGCACCCGGGAGCCCCGAGUCAAGCAAGGUCCAAAAAUUUAUAGCUUUAAUUCUACAAGUGAUUCUGGUGGUCCUGCAAGUCUGGAUAAAUCUAUUUUGAAGGUGGUAAUUAAUAACAAACUAGAGCAAAGAAUUAUUGGAGUGAUAAAUGAGCAUAAAAAGCAAAAUAAUGACAAAGGAAUGAUUUCUGGAAGACUUACUGCCAAAAAAUUACAGGACUUAUACAUGGCUUUACAGGCAUUUUCAUUUAAGACAAAGGACAUUGAAGAUGCCAUGACCAACACCCUCUUACAUGGAGGUGACCUUCAUUCGGCCUUGGAUUGGCUCUGCUUGAACCUUUCAGAUGAUGCACUUCCUGAAGGAUUCAGUCAGGAGUUUGAAGAGGAACAACCUAGAAGUAGGCCAAAAUUCCAGUCUCCUCAAAUACAAGCCAUUAUUUCACCUCAAGUGCAACCUAAAGCCAAAAAACAGGAAGAAGAUUCUAAGAUUAAGCCAAAAAAGGAAGAAAAAAAUAUGGAAGUUAAUAUGAAAGAAUGGAUAUUGAGGUAUGCUGAACAAGAAAAUGAAGAAGAAAAGAGUGAGAAUUCUAAAAGUUUAGAAGAGGAGGAAAAGUUUGACCCUAAUGAAAGGUACUUGCACUUUGCAGCGAAACUUUUGGAUGCAAAGGAGCAAGCAGCUGCUUUCAAACUAGAAAAAGACAAAGCAGGCCAAAAAGAGGCUCAAGAAAAAAUAAGGAGAUUUCAACGAGAAAUGGAAACUUUAGAAGACCAUCCAGUAUUCAAUCCAUCCAUAAAGGUUUCACAUCAGCAGAAUGAGAAGAAAAAGCCUCCUUUGGCUACUGAAGGGGGAAGUGCUUUGAACUUUAAUUUAUUUGAAAAAUCUACAACAGCUCCUGAAGAACAGAAAGAUAAGAAGAAAGAACCUCAUGAUGUAAGGAAUUUUGACUAUACAGCUCGCAGCUGGACUGGAAAAUCUCCCAAACAAUUUCUGAUUGAUUGGGUGAGGAAGAAUCUUCCCAAGAGUCCAAAUCCUUCCUUUGAAAAAGUUCCAGUAGGUAGAUACUGGAAAUGUAGGGUGAGAGUAAUCAAAUCUGAUGAUGAUGUCCUGGUAGCAUGUCCUACCAUUUUGACAGAGGAUGGCAUGCAAGCUCAGCACCUGGGAGCUACUCUAGCCCUUUAUCGCUUAGUGAAAGGGCAGGCAGUUCACCAGUUACUUCCUCCUACUUACCGAGAUGUUUGGCUGGAGUGGAGUGAUGCAGAAAAGAAAAAGGAAGAAUUAAAUAAAAUGGAAAGCAAUAAACCACGGGACCUUUUUAUUGCCAAACUUCUGAAUAAAUUGAAACAGCAGCAGCAACAACAGAACUCUGACAAUAAGAGAGAAAAUUCCAACGAUCCUGAAGAAUCUUGGGAAAAUUUAGUUUCUGAUGAGGAUUUCUCUGCACUGUCCAUGGACUCUGCAAAUGCUGAAGAUUUGGAACCUAUCCGAAACCUAUUUAGGAAGUUACAAAGCACACCCAAGUAUCAGAGACUUCUCAAGGAAAGGCAACAGUUGCCUGUGUUCAAACACCGGAACUUGAUUGUUGAAACUCUGAAGAGGCACCGGGUCGUGGUUGUGGCAGGUGAAACAGGGAGUGGUAAAAGUACUCAAGUGCCGCAUUUUCUACUGGAGGAUUUGCUUCUAAAUGAAUGGGGAACGAGUAAAUGUAGCAUUGUCUGUACCCAGCCCAGAAGAAUCUCUGCAGUGAGCUUAGCCACCAGAGUGUGUGAAGAGUUGGGCUGUGAAAAUGGCCCUGGAGGAAGGGACUCCUUGUGUGGCUAUCAGAUCCGCAUGGAGUCUCGAGCUAGUGACUCUACCAGAUUACUCUAUUGUACGACAGGAGUUUUGCUCAGGAAACUUCAAGAAGAUGGUCUUCUAACAAACGUGUCUCAUGUUAUUGUAGAUGAGGUUCAUGAAAGAAGUGUUCAAUCAGACUUCCUACUGAUUAUCUUGAAGGAGAUUUUACAGAAACGUUCCGAUCUCCACUUGAUUCUCAUGAGUGCUACUGUGGAUAGUGACAAGUUUUCCACAUAUUUCACACACUGCCCUAUCCUCAGAAUUUCAGGAAGAAGUUACCCUGUUGAGGUUUUUCAUGUCGAAGAUAUAAUAGAGGAAACAGGCUUUGUGCUGGAGAAAGACUCCGAAUAUUGCCAGAAAUUUCUGGAGGAGGAAGAAGAAGUCACCAUUAAUGUUACCGGCAAAGCGGGGGGAAUAAAAAAGUAUCAGGAAUACAUCCCAGUGCAGACUGGAGUGAGUGCAGAUUUGAGUCCCUUCUACCAGAAGUACAGCAGCCGCACGCAGCAUGCCAUUCUCUACAUGAAUCCCCAUAAGAUCAACCUGGACCUCAUUUUGGAACUUCUGGCAUAUUUGGACAAAAGUCCCCAAUUCAGAAAUAUUGAAGGAGCAGUGCUGAUCUUUUUACCGGGACUUGCUCAUAUUCAGCAGUUAUAUGACCUCCUGUCAACUGACCGAAGAUUUUAUUCUGAACGAUAUAAAGUGAUAGCUCUGCAUUCUAUUCUUUCAACUCAAGAUCAAGCCGCAGCAUUCACAUUCCCUCCUCCAGGCGUCAGGAAGAUUGUUUUAGCAACAAAUAUUGCAGAGACGGGCAUCACCAUUCCGGAUGUUGUAUUUGUAAUUGAUACUGGAAGGACAAAAGAAAAUAAAUUCCACGAAAGCAGUCAGAUGAGUUCCUUGGUUGAGACGUUUGUCAGUAAAGCUAGCGCUCUGCAGCGCCAGGGCAGGGCCGGGCGAGUCCGAGACGGCUUCUGCUUCCGAAUGUACACCAGAGAAAGAUUUGAAGGCUUUAUGGACUAUUCUGUCCCUGAAAUCUUACGGGUGCCCCUGGAGGAGUUGUGUCUUCAUAUUAUGAAAUGCGAUCUUGGGUCUCCUGAAGAUUUCCUCUCCAAAGCCUUAGAUCCUCCUCAGCUUCAAGUGAUCAGCAAUGCAAUGAAUUUACUCCGAAAAAUUGGAGCUUGCGAACUAAAUGAGCCUAAACUGACUCCACUGGGCCAACACCUUGCAGCUUUGCCUGUGAAUGUCAAGAUUGGGAAGAUGCUUAUUUUUGGUGCCAUAUUCGGCUGCCUUGAACCAGUGGCAACACUGGCAGCAGUAAUGACAGAGAAGUCUCCUUUUACCACACCCAUGGGCCGAAAAGACGAAGCCGACCUUGCAAAGUCAGCUUUGGCUAUUGCAGAUUCUGACCAUCUGACCAUCUACAAUGCCUACCUGGGAUGGAAGAAAGCUCGGCAGGAAGGAGGCUAUCGUUCUGAAAUGGCUUAUUGCCGGAGAAACUUUCUUAAUAGAACCUCACUAUUAACCCUAGAGGAUGUAAAACACGAGUUAAUCAAGCUGGUCAAGGCAGCGGGAUUUUCAUCAUCCACAACUCCUAGCAGCUGGGAAGAAAACAGAGCUCCACAGACCCUCUCCUUUCAAGAAAUUGCCCUUCUUAAAGCUGUUCUGGCCGCUGGGCUAUAUGAUAAUGUUGGGAAGAUAAUCUACACAAAAUCAGUGGAUCUUACAGAAAAACUGGCUUGCAUGGUGGAGACAGCCCAGGGCAAAGCACAAGUACAUCCCUCCUCUGUAAAUAGAGAUUUGCAAACAUACGGGUGGCUCUUGUACCAGGAGAAGGUAAGGUAUGCCCGAGUGUAUUUGAGAGAAACUACCCUAAUCACCCCUUUUCCAGUUUUACUUUUUGGUGGCGAAAUAGAAGUUCAGCACCGGGAGCGUCUUCUCUCUGUUGACGGCUGGAUCUAUUUUCAGGCCCCUGUAAAGAUAGCUGUUAUUUUCAAGCAGCUACGAGUUCUUAUUGAUUCGGUUUUAAGAAAAAAACUUGAAAAUCCUAAGAUGUCCCUUGAAAAUGACAAGAUUCUACAAAUCAUCACAGAAUUAAUAAAAACAGAAUAAUUGAAACUCAUGGUCAAUCGCUUUAAAUUUUAAGAGGAAGAUACAGAGUCAGGAAAUUAUGUGGACCAUCCAAUGAAAUGUCUCAGUACUUUCAACGGUACUAGCCACAAUUUACAGGUGGCAAGAAAAAGCACAUCCUUUAAACAGGUGUAAUUUUCUAGUUCCUUUCUAAUGAUGAUUAUUCUCAAUGUAUUUGCCACUACAUUUACAGUAAAUUCUUUGGUAUCAUU